AUGUUCGCGCACAUCCUCGGCCACCCUAUCCGCUUCGUCCUGUCAACCGCCAAACUGACAUGCCUCGCCCACCUCACCUUCACCCAGGUCGUCCAAGUCUCCUCCGCCCAAGGACCCUCCAUGCUGCCCACCUUCACGGUAGACGGGGACUGGAUCGCCGCCGACAUGCGCCACCGUCUAGGCCGCGGCAUAACCACCGGCGACCUGGUUCUGUACAAGAUACCCAUCCUCGCGGACCAGAACGGCGUCAAGAGGGUCGUCGGCAUGCCAGGGGACUACGUGUCGCUAGGCACCCCCGGGGAGAACGGGGAGGACCAAAUGAUACAGGUUCCCCAAGGGCACUGCUGGAUAGUCGGCGACAACCUGUCGGCCUCGAGAGACUCGAGGCUGUUUGGGCCAUUGCCGCUCGCUCUCAUCCAAGGCAAGGUCGUUGCCAAGGUCUUGCCCUGGCGAGAGAGAAAAUGGUUCGACGGCGGACUUGAGCGCGUAGAUCGUCAUUAA
Metarhizium album ARSEF 1941 is the source of this 501-nucleotide messenger RNA. RefSeq names its product Peptidase S24/S26A/S26B/S26C. Gene Ontology annotation, cellular component: mitochondrial inner membrane peptidase complex; membrane. Gene Ontology annotation, molecular function: serine-type endopeptidase activity. NCBI's taxonomy places the organism in Eukaryota, Fungi, Ascomycota, Sordariomycetes, Hypocreales, Clavicipitaceae. Bases 1 to 501 code for a protein of 166 amino acids. The transcript has 2 exons. The record is from RefSeq and is a predicted model, not a curated record.